CAGUAAUAGAGAGGAAGGAGACACGUUAAUUAAUGAAAACACUUUAAAUGAAAAACUUGUUGAAAGUCUGCCUUCCAGCCUGGCUUCCAGUGAAGAGACAACUGGAGACAUGCCCACUGAGUGCAUUGAGACUGUAAGCCUUGAUACAGAACCUGAAUUGGAAGAAGCACUACAUGAGCAAAGCAAUCCAGCUGCAGACUCCUCAUCUAAAGCAAGUAGAUGGGGAGCUUGGGGUACCUGGGGAAAGUCUCUCCUGUCAUCAGCUUCUGCCACAGUGGUUUCUGGCAGUGACCAAGAAGAACUAGGAAAGCACCUAAAACUACAUGUAUAUAAAGCAGCAGUUCCCCCUGUUUUCCUGUCUCCUGGAAUCUGCAGCAUAGACAGACUUCCUGACCCUGGUAUCAGG
Messenger RNA from Cyanistes caeruleus (blue tit), 406 nucleotides. NCBI's taxonomy places the organism in Eukaryota, Metazoa, Chordata, Aves, Passeriformes, Paridae. The record is from RefSeq and is a predicted model, not a curated record.